Hevea brasiliensis (rubber tree) is the source of this 3501-nucleotide messenger RNA. Its product is annotated as receptor-like protein 9DC3. Gene Ontology annotation, molecular function: protein binding. The transcript has a single exon. The record is from RefSeq and is a predicted model, not a curated record. The coding region runs from base 39 to 2933 and encodes 964 amino acids. NCBI's taxonomy places the organism in Eukaryota, Viridiplantae, Streptophyta, Magnoliopsida, Malpighiales, Euphorbiaceae.
UCAUCUCCACUUCCGUUUCAUAAUUUCCUUCAAAGAAAAUGGGUUGGCUUGCUCACUUUCUCAGCUUCCUUUUGUUUCACUUGCAUUUUCAUGCUUCUUCUUCUCUAUCUUUUUCUUUCAAUUCCUCAUCUUCAGCAAUGUUGUGCCAACAUGACCAAAGUCUUGCCUUGCUCCAAUUCAAGAAAACCUUUUCCAUUAGAAGUGAUGCCUCUCCCCGGGAAUCGGAUUUCCCUUAUCACCCUAAGCCUUAUCCCAAGACAGUGUCUUGGAAAGAGGGCACAGAUUGCUGCUCGUGGGAUGGGAUCACCUGUGACUUAGAAACAGGUAAUGUAAUUGGCCUUCACCUUUCUAAUAGCUUGCUCUUUGGUACCAUCUAUUCUAACAAUCCUCUUUUCUUCCUUCAUCAUCUCCAAAGCCUCGACCUCUCCUACAAUGAUUUCAACAAUUCUCACCUUUCACCUCAGUUUGGCCAGUUUUUGAAUUUAACGUAUCUUAAUCUUAGCUCUUCUAAUUUUGUGGGGCAAAUUCCUUUAGAAAUUUCUUAUCUAUCAAGUUUGGUAUCUCUUGAUCUUUCUUGGAACGAUUUUUUGAUACUAGAAACCAUUAUUUUUAACAAGCUUGUUCAAAACCUAACCCAGUUACAGGAAUUGGACUUGAGUUAUGUAAACAUGUCUUUGGUUGCACCUAGUUCCUUGAUGAAUUUGUCUUCUUCUUUGACUUCUCUCAAACUUUGGCAUUGUGAAUUGCACGGAAAAAUCCCAGAUAUCAGUCAUCUAUCCAAAUUGGUUACACUUCAUCUGUUAUUUUUUGAUUCCUAUGGUGGUUUGAUGAUAGAAAUAGAACCAAUGACCUUUGACAGGCUUGUUAGAAAUCUUACCAAGAUAAGAGAAUUUCAUUUAGAUGGUGUAAACAUGUCGAUGGUGGCACCUAGUUCUUUGAUGAAUCUCUCUUCUUCUUUAUCAUCACUUGCUCUCGAGGUUUGUGAAUUGCAAGGGAAAUUCCCAGACAACAUAAUUCAACGACCAAACCUCCAAUUGCUCGCUUUAUCGGGCAAUGAACAUCUCACUGGCUCCUUACCUCGGCAUAAUUGGAAAAACUCGCUCCGGCACUUGGAUCUUUCAUGGACAAAAAUUCCAGUAUAUUUAGACUAUGAUUUUGUCGGAAAUUUAAAGUCUUUAGGAACUCUGUAUCUCAGUGGCUGCAACUUUAGAGUUUCAAAUUUGGAAUUGCUAGGUGAGUUGACUCAACUCACUGGGUUGGACCUUUCCAAUAAUAGUUUCACUGGUCAAAUUUCAUCCUCAUUUGGAAGCCUUAAGCAACUCUCCUCAUUGUACCUCUCCUAUAACAAUUUUAAUGGUCAGAUUCCCUCUUCAUUUGAAAACCUUAAACAACUUCGUUUCUUGGGCCUUGAUAACAACAAUCUCAGUGGUGAAAUUCCUAAUUAUUUUACGAACUUCACACAACUUUUUUGGUUACUUUUAUCAAAUAAUAGGUUUACAGGCCCCAUCCCUGUCCAAUUAGGCAGACUUUCAUGUCUAUAUGCCCUGGAUUUGUCCAAUAACUUAUUAAAUGCAACAAUACCACCCUCUCUGUUCAGCCUGCCUCAGUUGGAAACUUUAAUCCUCAAGAAUAAUGAACUCACCGGUCAUCUAGGUCCAUUCCAAGAUAAUUCAUUGAGUUAUAUUGAUUUGAGCAAUAACAAGUUGCAUGGCCCAAUUCCAAAUUCAAUUUUCAAACUUGUGGACUUGACUGUUCUCAUUCUUUCAUCCAAUAACUUGACAGGAGAAGCCUCUUCUGCUGCUUGCAAGCUAAAAUCUCUUCAAAUUCUUGACUUGUCAAACAAUAGUUUGAACGGCUUCAUCCCACAGUGUUUGGGAAAUUUUAGCAACAAUCUUUCAGUGUUGCAUUUGGGCAUGAACAAGUUUCAUGGAACCAUCCCUGAAACAUUUUCAGUAGGCAGCAGCUUGAGAUAUUUGAACUUCAAUGGCAAUCAAUUACAGAGGAAAAUACCACUGUCCAUCUCCAAUUGUAGAAAUUUGGAAAUAUUAGAUCUUGGAAACAAUAAUAUAGAUGACUCAUUCCCUCAUUUUCUAGGAACUCUUUCGAAGCUGCAAAUUCUAAUUCUAAAAUCCAAUAAACUCCAUGGUUUGGUGAAAGGGUCCACUGCCAAUUAUUCGUUCUCAAAGCUACGAAUUUUUGAUCUCUCCAGUAACAUGUUUAGCGGACCUUUACCUGCAGAGUAUUUCAAUAAUUUCAAAGCAAUGGUGAACUCUGAUGUGAAAAUGGAAUACAUGCGGGAUCCAAAUAAUUCUUAUGAUUAUUCUGUGAGUCUGACACUCAAAGGAUUGGAGAUUGAGUUGGUGAAAAUCCAAACGCUUCUUACAACCAUUGAUUUGUCUAGUAAUAAAUUCACAGGAAAAAUCCCACAGUUGAUUGGAAAGCUUAAAGCACUUAAGCAACUCAACUUAUCUCACAAUCAACUCACAGGCAAUAUUCAACCAUCAUUGGGGAAUUUGAGCAAUUUGGAAUCACUAGACCUCUCUUCAAAUCUUUUUGUUGGAAGGAUUCCCAUGCAAUUGGUAGAUUUGACUUUUCUACAGGUAUUUCGCGUUUCACACAAUCGACUUGAAGGACCCAUACCUGAAGGAAAUCAAUUCAACACAUUCGACAACACUUCAUAUGAGGGAAAUUUGGGAUUAUGUGGAUUUCCGCUAGAAAAAUGUAACAGCAGAGAGAGCCAACAAUCAGCAGCAUCAAAAGAAGAUGAUUCUGAGUCUAAAAUCGGAUUUGGGUGGAAAGUUGUGUUGGCAGGGUAUGGAUGUGGGGUAAUAUUUGGUAUAGCAAUGGGGUAUGUUGUGUUCAAAACAAGAAAUCCUGCAUGGUUUGUGAGGAUGGUUGAAGGGUAUCAAAAGCCGAAAAGGUUCAAAAAUUAAGAUAGUUCACAUAACAGAGACUUACAAAUGGAAUUAAAGUUUUCAGGUAAUAUUUUACAAUAUUUCUUGUUUCAUAAUCUCUGCUUCAUAUACCAACACAAUUUUUUUUUUCAAUCAUUCUUAUUGAUUGUUAAUUGGCACUAUACUUGACCUUAUUUUUCCGUUAAGAAGAAGAAUUAUGAGCUUGCCUCAUUAUGAUUGCAAGAAAGUAUCCAUUUGGCAUAAAAUUUAUACAGUUUUUAUUUCUUUUGUAGUAAAUUCUUACUUUGUUAGCUACAUUACAGCCAAGCAGAGAUGCAAUCUGAGAUGUAUUGUGCAGGAAGUCUAUGCAUAGCAAUAGCUGGAUCAGAAUAGCAGCUCUAGAGUGAGGGACAAAUCUGGAGUCAGAAUUAUAGAUUAAAGUUUCUGUUGUUGUACUUCUUUCUUUCUGUUGUUUUCGUGAUAGAUGCGGAUUUUCCACAAUUAUAUUCGUUGGGAAUUGGUGUGGAAAUUAUUUAUAAUUUAAUGUUGUAAUGUUUGGACUGAGUUCCAUUCUAAAUUGGACUAAUAAAUGGAAGCUUAUCAAUAA